This is a messenger RNA of Alligator mississippiensis (American alligator), 3623 nucleotides long. RefSeq names its product ovo like transcriptional repressor 1 (gene OVOL1). Gene Ontology annotation, biological process: regulation of transcription by RNA polymerase II; epidermal cell differentiation. Gene Ontology annotation, cellular component: nucleus. Gene Ontology annotation, molecular function: RNA polymerase II cis-regulatory region sequence-specific DNA binding; DNA-binding transcription factor activity, RNA polymerase II-specific. Lineage: Eukaryota; Metazoa; Chordata; Crocodylia; Alligatoridae. The record is from RefSeq and is a predicted model, not a curated record. The coding region runs from base 1843 to 2592 and encodes 249 amino acids. The transcript has 4 exons.
GGGCCGCUGCCCCCAGAGCAGGAGGGGAGGCCGCCACGGCCCGGCCGAGCAGGGAGGGGCGCGCUUGGGCCCCGCAGGGGGGCUGUCGCACUGAUCCGAGGCACAAGCGUGUGCCCAGCAGGGAGGGACGUGUCCAGAGCCUGGAGGGGAGCCCCGAGUGCGCUGCCAAGCAGGGACCCCGUGUUCGGGCGUGGGGCGGGAGACCCCUAGCGCGAUGCUGAGCAAGGGUCCGGACUCCCAGCUUCAUAGACGUUAGGGUCGGAAGGGACCUCCCUAGAUCAUCGAGUCCGACCCGCUAGGAUGCGAGACUCCGACUGCUGUCAAGCAGGGAGGGCCGCGGCCGGCCCGGAUGGGAGGCCGCCCCGGGGCCCCCCGUCGCACGCCGCAGCGGGAAGCCCGGUGUCCUGGCUCAACCCCCCUCCCGGCCACGCGAGGCCCGCUCCGCCCGCGCUGCCGCACCCCAGGGCCGGGCGCCUCGCGGGGCGCGUCCCGCACGGGCCGGGGGCGGGGGAAGGAAGUUCGCGGGCCCCGCCCCCAAUGAGGGUUCCCGGCCCGACGCUUCCCCCGGGGCAGCCCCACACGGGCCGGGGGGCUGCGGGCCGGGGGUGGGGGGCACCGGCGGGGUGCGGGCCGGGAGGGAGUGAGGGGCGGGCUGUUACCGGAGGGGGAGGCUCCUCGCGUGCGGCUCUGGCUGCAAUUACCAUUCCUGGGAGCGGGCCCGGCCCCGCCCGACGCGCCACGGGCAGGUGAAUCACGCGAGCUCCGCUCCCCAGAAGCAGCUGCAUCUCGGCGGCGGGGGAGACCCCAGGCGCCCGGGGUCCGAGCGCCCCUGCGCACCCCCCUCCCCUCCCCUCCCCUCCGCUCUCCUCCCCCCCCCCCCCCGAGAUCCCAGGUGCCCCCCCCCGCCGCUCUCACCCCAGCCCCCCACCCAGGCGUCCGUCCCCCCCGCCCCCCCCAAACCGGUCGGGCAGGUCGGAGCCGCGCAACGGGCCACACCGUUAUUUCCACAGCCCGGCGCCGCCUCCCGCCCGGGCCAACCGGCUCCCCGCGCCCUGCCCCGGCCUCAAAAGCCCGCGCCCCGCGGAGCCGGCCGGGAGCCCGCGCGCCCGGCAGAGACGGAGCAAACGCACCGGAGCGCAGGCAGCGGACCCGACCGGCUUCCCGCGGGAUCCCAGAGAGCCACCGGAUCCCCUCCCUGCUCUGCCUGACAAGGGGGCGAAACGGACCCGACCCCGCCAAGGCGCAGCCAGCCGAACUGGAUCCCCCUUACCCAUCAAGCCUGGAGCAAAAGGGGGCAAAACCCACCCGAUCUCCGCUGCUGUCAGAUCCCAGCUCUGGGACCCACUGGAAGGGACCAGAUCCCAGCUUGGCGACCCAGGGAAGGGACAGUGAGCAGGACGCCCCCCCACCCCAUUUGGACAACCGAGGGGGAAGGAACUGACUGGAUCCCCGGGCACAGACCGGAUCCCGAGCCAGGCUCCAGGCUGGAGCUGGAGUGAAACGAGUCGCGCUCACCUGCUGCCUUCCAGCAGCCCGGGAUCCAGAUCCCCCCAUCCCCAAAGGGCUGUGGACUGGUCUGCGAGGGACUGAAUCCCCACCACCAGCCUGAGGGAAAAGGAUCAAAAGCAACCAGAUCCCAGCUCUGAAACAGCAAAUCUGACCCCCUAACCAGAUCAACCCCAACUCAAUCCCAGGCCAGAAACCCAGCAAAUGUAACCAGAUCCCCCCACCUGGGAGGAAAAGGGGGUGACAGAGACCAGAUCCCAGGCCGGAAGCACAGAGGCACUGACCGGAUCCCCCUAGCCUGGUCCAAAAGGGGAUCCCCCUCCCACCAGAUCAGACAUGCCUCGGGCCUUUCUGGUGAAGAAAUCCUGCAUCUCCACCGGGAAGAGGAACUGGAGUGAGCUCCCGGAUGAGGAAAGGGGGGAGAUCUACGUGCCCAUCUCACUGGGGGGCUAUGCCCUGCAUAGGGACCCGGAGCCCUCGGUGGCUGAAGCUCCCUCGUCCCCCCUGGACAUGACACUACGGGACGGUGGCUUCGGGGUCCCUCAGCUGCCCGGAGAGAUGGGGCCACCCCCCCCGCAGCCCCCCAUCUUCCUGCGCCCCAAGAUGAAGGUGAUGGGCGACCCCAGCCCGGUGCUCUCGUGCCCCGUCUGCCAGAAGAGCUUUGGGCACCAGCGGAUGCUGACGCGCCAUCUCAAGUGCCACAGCGAGGUGAAGCGGCACCGGUGCCCGUACUGCGCCAAGGGCUUCAACGACACCUUCGACCUCAAGCGCCACGUCCGCACCCACACCGGCGUGCGGCCCUACAAGUGCAGCCUGUGCGAGAAGGCCUUCACGCAGCGCUGCUCGCUGGAGUCGCACCUCAAGAAGAUCCACGGGGUGCAGCAGCGCUACGCCUACAAGGAGCGCCGGGCCAAGCUGUACGUGUGCGAGGACUGCGGCGCCACGGCCGACAGCCACGAGGCCCACGUGCUGCACCUGCGCCAGCGCCACCCCGACAGCCCCCUGCUGCACAAGGCCACCCGCAAGAACCCAGCCCUCGGCCCCGGGCCUGCCCCCGGCCUGCCCCACGGCGCCCAGGGCCCCUGAGACGGACGCUGGGCCCUGUGGCUGGAGGAGACACGGCGUCCCCUGCUGGCCAGGCUACAUUGUGCCCCCCAGCCCCUUAUGGGGGGUGGGGUCCCAGGAGCUGGCGCCCCCAAAUGGACCAUCCAGAUGGCGCCCCCUGCUGGACGGCACAGACAGCGCCCCCUGCUGGCUGUAUGGGAGAUGGUGCCCCCUGCUGGCUAGAGGAGACACGGUGCCCCCUGCUGGCCAGGGUAGAUGGCGCCCCUCACCCCACACCCCUGCCACUAUAUGGGGGGGGUACCAGGAGCUGGUGCUCCCAAUGGACUGUUCAGAUGGCACCCCCUGCUGGAUGCCACAGGUGCUGCCCCCUGCUGGCUGUAUGGGAGACGGUGCCCCCUGCUGCUUGCCUGGGGGUCCAGGAGCUGGUACCCUCCGAUGGACCCCCCCCCAUGGUAUCCUCUGCUAGCUAGAGGGCGCCCCCUGCUGGCAGUCUGGGGUCCAGGCGCUGGCGCCCCCUGCUGGGGUUCCCAUGGUGCCCCCUGCUGGCAAUCUGGGAGACGGCACCCCUUGCUGGGCUGCACAGACCCUGCCCCCCCUGCUGGCAGUCUGGCUGGGGCAGGAGCUGGUGCCCCCUGGUUGGCACCUCAGGUGUUACCCCGCCCCUGAGGACCUGCCCCCACAACUCAGGAAAAUGGGGAGGGGGGGGCCCUGUCCGCCCCUCCACACUUCUCAGGGCAAUAACACUGGGUGGGGGAGGCUUAGGGGGGUCCUUACCCCCCCCCCCCACCCAGCCCUGCUGGCACCGGUGAGACAGUGCUGGGGAGAGAAGGCCACGUCCUGCUGGGCACCGGGUGCCUGUGGGGGAGGCCCAGCAUGGAGGGGGACCAGGACCCCCCUCCCCCCACCCUCGACCUUGUUUACACUGAGCCUGAAAGGUUGUCAGGGUCCUUGUUAAUUAACUAAUUCAUUAAUUUUAUUAUACUGAAUUAUUAUUAGUAUUAUUAUUGCUAUUGUUCGAGGCCAGUGAGGCCAUUAAAACCAGAGAGUGGAAA